Cannabis sativa is the source of this 1736-nucleotide messenger RNA. Its product is annotated as cyclin-L1-1. NCBI's taxonomy places the organism in Eukaryota, Viridiplantae, Streptophyta, Magnoliopsida, Rosales, Cannabaceae. The record is from RefSeq and is a predicted model, not a curated record. Gene Ontology annotation, molecular function: cyclin-dependent protein serine/threonine kinase regulator activity. The coding region runs from base 323 to 1564 and encodes 413 amino acids. Gene Ontology annotation, biological process: regulation of transcription by RNA polymerase II. The transcript is spliced from 9 exons. Gene Ontology annotation, cellular component: nucleus.
CCUCCACUAAACUAACCCUACCAGAGAACAAAACACCUUCUUCUUCAAUGUUCUUCUAUGAAGAACAUGAAGAACACCAGCCCCAAUAACCAGAUACAAACCCCUAAUUUGUUCCUUCCCAAACCCAAUUAAACCCCAGAAAAUAACCCACUGCUCAGUUCGAAUUAACCCCCAAAACCGAGCCUUUCCUACGAAGAACAUCAACACAAAAAACCCAGAAAUUACAUACAUACACACAUAAACAUAAUAUAGAAAAAUGCAGAAAAAUAAAGGAAGAGAUAACACCGGAUUUUUAUAGAGGGUUUAGACUGUGGAGCUGAAGAUGAUUUAUACUGCGAUCGAUACCUUCUAUCUCACAAACGAUCAACUCCAGAAUUCUCCAUCCAGAAAAGAUAAUAUAGAUGAACCCACCGAAACUACUCUUAGAAUCUAUGGCUGCGAUCUCAUUCAAGAAAGCGGCAUUUUGCUGCGAUUGCCCCAAGCUGUAAUGGCGACUGCCCAGGUUUUGUUCCAUCGUUUUUAUUGCAAGAAGUCUUUUGCUCGCUUCAAUGUCAAGAAAGUUGCAGCUAGUUGUGUGUGGCUUGCUGCAAAACUGGAGGAGUGCCCAAGAAAAGCCAGACAGGUUAUAAUUGUUUUCCACAGAAUGGAAUGUAGGAGGGAGAAUUUACCCAUAGAGCAUUUGGACCCUUUUUCUAAGAAAUACUCCGAUUUAAAGAUGGAGCUGAGUAGAACAGAAAGACACAUCUUGAAAGAGAUGGGCUUCAUUUGCCAUGUUGAACAUCCUCAUAAGUUCAUAUCAAAUUACCUAGCUACGCUUGAAACACCUCCAGAGUUGACACAAGAAGCAUGGAAUCUAGCAAAUGACAGCUUACGUACUACCUUAUGCGUUCGAUUUAAGAGCGAGGUAGUAGCUUGUGGGGUAGUAUAUGCGGCUGCUCGUAGGUUUCAAGUGUCCCUUCCUGAGAAUCCACCAUGGUGGAAGGCAUUUGAUGCAGAAAAAUCAGGGAUUGAUGAAGUUUGCAAGGUUCUUGCUCACCUCUACAGCCUUCCCAAGGCACAGUACUUACCAGUGUGCAAGGAUGGUGAUUCAUUUACAUUUUCUAACAAGUCAUGGGAUUCUCAUUCUCAGCCUCUUCCGAAGGUUGUUCCAAAGAGUAGCCCACCAGUUGAUGGUGAUACUGUCUCCAAGGCUCCUCCAUCAGUAUCCAGUGACAAGAUAAUAGAGUCGAAUAAGAAUGUGACUGCGGAAGGAGAGACAGGAGAGGAACUGAUGCACAAAAAGCCCGAGCGUAGAACAGAUGUCAGUGGAGAUAGGAGCAAGGAAAGAGAAAGAGAUAGGGAAAGAGAGAGGGAUAGGAUAAGGUCUCGGGAUCGUGAUAGGGGUAGGGAUUCUGACCGAGAAAGAGAUAGAGAGGAGCCCGAAAGGGACAGAGAUAAGGCUAGGGAACGACACCAUCGUUCCAAGGAUAGAGCUUCAGGUGGAGGGCAUUCAGAUAAAUCAAGACAUCACUCAUCAAGAGGUUCUUAUCCGUCAAGAGAGAAGGAUCGAUAUAGACACCAUUAAUAUGCUUGAAUCAGUUUUCAAAGCUUCUUCAAGUAACUUGUAUGACAUGCUCUGGUGUUUAUUCCUUUCCAGAGCGAUAUAGUGAAGCAAUCUUGUUGUAAAUGAUUAAUGAAAAAUUUUCAUUCUGGACAAAAUUUAUGAUACAUAUUACUAUUUUCUUUUUGUGUUGACA